Protopterus annectens (West African lungfish) is the source of this 1364-nucleotide messenger RNA. RefSeq names its product C-C motif chemokine 2-like. The transcript has 4 exons. Gene Ontology annotation, biological process: positive regulation of GTPase activity; inflammatory response; positive regulation of ERK1 and ERK2 cascade. NCBI's taxonomy places the organism in Eukaryota, Metazoa, Chordata, Ceratodontiformes, Protopteridae. Gene Ontology annotation, cellular component: extracellular region. The coding region runs from base 50 to 397 and encodes 115 amino acids. Gene Ontology annotation, molecular function: CCR chemokine receptor binding; chemokine activity. The record is from RefSeq and is a predicted model, not a curated record.
AUAGCUGUAAAGAGUCCAUGAGAAAGAAACAAUAAACAACUACUAAAAAAUGGCAGGACUCAUGCACAUCAGCUAUGUCUUCAGAUUCAUCGUGAUUUUAGGAUUAGCUUUGUCUGCCUUAUCUUUAACUAAUCCUACAAAGCCUGCUUCCUGCUGCAGACAAGUUUCCAAAACUUUUGUGAAACAUAUUGUGAAUUAUGAAUACCAGCCAGAGCAACUGCAAUGUGUAGAAGCUAUCAUAUUUUUUACAGAAAAUGGGAGAAUGUACUGCUCCAAUCCACGUGUCAAAUGGGUGCAAAAUAAGGUAGCACAACUGAACAAACUUAAAUAUCCAAAUGACAAUGAAGCUCCUGCUACAACACAGAGCAAUCAAGGAUUCAAACCUACAUCAUUUUAGGAGAGCACAAAGAAGCCUGACCUCCAUAUUAAGAUGCGAUAUGUUUUAAAAUGCAUCACUGGAUUCAAGUUACUUAGUCAUUAACAGCCAUUUUAAUUUGAUUGCCACAUAUUGAUGUUCUACUAACUUUGCAGAGACUCUUUAGCAGUUUGCUACUGAAAAUAGUGCACUGAAACAUAUGUGUGCUCUUUGACUAUAUGUCAUAGCUCCAUGUUUUAUGUUACAUUCAUUCUGUUCUUAACUACACAGUUUAAUUUUGCUUACUAUCACAUACUCUGAUAAUAUCCACAAAAAGGCAUAUGGGAAAUGUUUUUUUUAUCAGUAUUGUUUCACUAUGAUAGCAAUGCCUUACUCUAAACACUUUAAUGGAAUAUUAGCAAAUGUUUGUAUCUUUCAGUAUUUUGCAUUUGUAACUGGGAAGUUGUCCAACUGUCUGGGACACAUGAACAAUCCAUCCUUAAAUAACAUAAUAGGCAGAAAAUCAUAUUCUGUUUAUCCCCUGCCAAAAACAGAUCUUUGCAGCUUCCAUUAGCAUCAUUGUAUAUCAUUGGUGAUUCUUGGCUUCUUUAGAGUCAUUUGUUUUUAUAAUGGAACUAGAGAUUAGCUUAUCAUCACUGGGUGCCCUAUUAUUCCACUUAUGAAUUGCUGUCCUUUGACCUUAUAUAUAUAUAUAUAUAUAUAUAUAUAUAUAUAUAUAUAUCUAUGCGCAUAUUAGUUAAUUAAGUCAUGAUGAUAAUGUAUCUUUUAAUGCAGAAAUCUCUUAGUAAUCACAGCAUUUUUUAUGGGUUGGGUUAUUUUAUUGCUGAGUCUUAUGAUUGGUCCUUUGACAUUCUAUCUCUUUAUGACAGGUUAGUAUUUUUUUGAAUUACAGAAUAUCAAGUGUGUACAACUGAUUACACUGCAUUUAUGUAUUUGUAUCUGAAGAAGUCUUAUCCAUCAAUAAAAGAUGAAAGUGCUAAAACACUAA